Messenger RNA from Carya illinoinensis, 932 nucleotides. Its product is annotated as 50S ribosomal protein L16, chloroplastic. Gene Ontology annotation, cellular component: mitochondrial large ribosomal subunit; ribosome. Lineage: Eukaryota; Viridiplantae; Streptophyta; Magnoliopsida; Fagales; Juglandaceae. Gene Ontology annotation, molecular function: rRNA binding; structural constituent of ribosome. The record is from RefSeq and is a predicted model, not a curated record. The transcript is spliced from 3 exons. The coding region runs from base 275 to 712 and encodes 145 amino acids. Gene Ontology annotation, biological process: mitochondrial translation.
UCAAACUCCAAUACGGGUUUAAACACCACAUUAUCGGUCGAAACCGAUCACCGGAAACACCCCAUCUCUCUGGUCUCUUCUCCUCAAACCCUAUCCACCGACUCCAUUCCUCCCCUCCAUUAGACAUCAUCGUUUCUGUUCGCCAUCGACCAUCUGUUGCUGCUCCACCUUGCGUCCAGAUCUGCACGCUCUAACUGGCCUGUGAUUGACUUUGCUUAUCCUGUGCUUGAUCAUUGUAUAUAGUUAGAUACAUUAUAUAAGCCAGCCGAACGAUAUGGAUAGAUCUUCCAAAAUGGCUCUUGGGUGGCUGAAACAGCGUAAAGGAAGGAUUCACGGAGUAUCUUGUAGAGGCAAUCGAAUCAGCUUUGGCAAAUUUGCUCUUCAGGCACUUGAACCAGGGCUGAUCUCAUCCAGACAAAUAGAAGCAGGGCGGCGAGCAAUUACCCGAAAUUUGCAGCGGAGCGGAAAAAUAUGGACUCGAGUUUUUGCAGACAAGCCGGUAACAGCAAGACCCGCGGAAACACGCAUGGGUAGAGGGAAAGGAGCCACCAAAUAUUGGGCAGCUGUGGUCAAACCGGGGAGAAUACUUUAUGAAAUUGGCGGAGCAGUAGAAAAUAUAGCCAGAAAGGCAAUUUCAGUGGCCGCAUCGAAAAUGCCCGUACGAACAAAAUUCAUCACUGGCUCUAGUACACCUUCGAAGGGAGAAAAUUAGUUUUCCCUUAUCAGAAAGGAUAAUGGUGAUUGCAGGGAUCAUCCUUCUAAAUGCUGAGCAUGCAGAAUCAGCUUUGUUUUUGUGCCUAAAAGCUUCAUUAUGAGAAUACUUUUGAAUUUUGUAUUUGAAUCAAUCUCUAGAUUCAUGGCGCAUUGCACUUUUUGUGGAAUUAGUCUUGCUAAGCAAUCCAUGAGUGGAAUAAAUUUUUUUAGCAUGAAUA